AUGCCCUUCUUCAAGCGCAGCGACCAGAUCUCCAUCUGGUACCGUGACGAUGGCCUGGCCGACGCCCAGGCCGUGACGCAGCCCGACCUUUUUCGCGCGAGUGCCGAUGCCGACCCCAUCUAUGGCGCUGACAACGCCGCCCGCGACGCCACGGCCGACUUCUUCGACGUGCCGCCGCCGAUUGUCCCUAAGAUGGUGGGAUACUUUGAGAAGGCAUGGCACCUGCGCCGGCUGCGGCAGCUGGACGAGGCCGUGGCGUACGCCGUGGCGUGGGGCGGGUGGGGAGACCCGCACAGCCUCGACCGCAGAGGGAACGCGCUGACGGCGUUCCGCGGCAAGCGCCAGUGCCAGCGGCUGACGGUUGGAUCGAGCGAGGCGGCCGUCGAGCUGGACCGCGGCGACCUCGUGCGGGACGAGCGAGACGAGUUUGCCGUCAUCGAGAGCAAGAGCCACUGGUUCCACCAGAUCGAGAUCGGCUCGUUCAACGAGGCGCUGAAGGCGUGGCUGUGUAAGAUCGGGGCGCUGCCUUCUUCCAGGGCGUGA
Molecule: messenger RNA, 543 nt
Organism: Lasiosphaeria miniovina
Lineage: Eukaryota; Fungi; Ascomycota; Sordariomycetes; Sordariales; Lasiosphaeriaceae
Exons: 2
Coding region: 1-543 (180 amino acids)
Source: RefSeq, a predicted model, not a curated record